Messenger RNA from Cryptomeria japonica (Japanese cedar), 1747 nucleotides. RefSeq lists its product as uncharacterized. Lineage: Eukaryota; Viridiplantae; Streptophyta; Pinopsida; Cupressales; Cupressaceae. Gene Ontology annotation, molecular function: electron-transferring-flavoprotein dehydrogenase activity; flavin adenine dinucleotide binding. The record is from RefSeq and is a predicted model, not a curated record. The coding region runs from base 411 to 1484 and encodes 357 amino acids. Gene Ontology annotation, cellular component: cytoplasm. The transcript is spliced from 4 exons.
UUUCUCUCAGAAUACUAGGUAGGAGGUGGGCCACUGAAAACUAAUCUUAAUUUACACAGCCAUACUGGGUUCCAAUAUCCUUUGUUUGUCUCGUCUCGUUCAGAGAAUUCAAAAUUGGAGGCGUAAUGCCUAGUCCACAAUUUCGAUUUUAGAUCUCCUUUUGAUCGGAGACCGGGCUUAACAUUUCAACUUCAAAAUUUUUUGCGUCUCUAUAAAGACCUAAGAUAUCUAGAGCAAAACCCAAGAGUCGUACAAUUCGAUUAGCGUUCAGCGAAAUUGCGAAUACGAGCCUGCAUUUGCAUAUACACGGUAUAUUAAGACAAGCAGUACAUACACAGUGAAUAUACGAGCCUGGAUUUGCAUAUACAGUAAAAUUAGGGUAAGAAGUACAUACACAGUGAAUAUCCGUCAUGGCGGCAGUGCAGAAGAAGAGGGUUGUUAUUGUGGGAGGCGGAGUUGCAGGGGCCAACGCUGCCAAGGCCUUGGAAGACCACGCUGACGUCACGCUUAUAGAUCCGAAGGAGUAUUUUGAAGUACCAUAUGCGAAACUAAGGUGUAUGGUGGAGCCAGGUUUUGCGGAAAAAUCUGUGUUUUUGCACAGCGAAUAUUUAAAGAAGGCGAAGAUUAUUGUGUCAACUGUGACAGGGAUGACAAAGGAGGCAGUUACAACUGCUUCAGGGGAAAAAGUACAAUAUGAUUUUCUGGUGAUUGCCUGUGGGACUCCUCAUACUGGCCCUUCCACAACAACUGAGAGACUCAAACAAAUUCAAUCAAAAAACAAGAAGAUUAAAGAUGCCAAGACAAUUCUAAUAAUUGGAGGAGGACCUGCUGGAGUGGAGUUGGCUGGAGAGAUAAUAAGUGAUUUUCCAGAAAAAAAAGUUAUUCUCCUCCAUUCUCGUGGUAGGCUUCAUGAUAUUUUAGGAGAGAAAUCAUCUCAAAAAUCUCUCAAUUGGUUGAAGGGAAAGAAUGUGGAUGUGCAUUUCAAUGAACGUAUUGACUUGAGCAACAUUUCAGAGACAACAACAAGCUUCACUACAAAUAGUGGGAAGACCAUCAUUGCAGAUUGCCAUUUUAUAUGUAUAGGUAAAAAGCUGGGGACCUCAUGGGUGAAGGAUUCUAUGUUUCAGGAUGUUGUGGAUGAACGAGGCCAAAUCAAGGUGGAUAAAUAUCUACGAGUUGAAGGAACAACUAAUGUCUUUGCAGGGGGGGAUAUCAUUAAUGUUAAGGAAUUGAAGCAAGGAAACAGUGCAAUGAUGCAUGCAGUAUUGAUUGCAGAGAAUAUAAAGAAGCUCUCCAAAAAUCCAAAUGAAUCAAAAUUGGGAACUUAUAAACCAAUUCCAAAUAUUGCCUCGAUAAGCUUGGGCAGGGACACAGCAAAUACACAACUACCCUUUGGGACAUUUUGCAACCGCUUUUUCGGCAUGCUUAUAGCUAGAGACUUGUUUGUUAGUCGUACUCGCAAAGGCUUUGGCCUUAAAGCAUAGUCUUCUAAAACGACAAGUUAGAAUAUUCACUUAUUAUUAAUAUUUUUUAUUGUGGGAAUUUAGAGACAUGCUUGAGAGUUGCUUGAAAAUUAAAUAGUAUUUUUUCAUGUUGAAAUUGCUACCAAUUUUUUUUUUUCUUCUCAAGCCUAAAGAAUUAGUUUACUAUCUUCUAUAUGAUUGGUGCUUUAGACUGUAAAAGCUCUUUGCUUUGUUUAUUUUCUCAAGAAUAGUGUUUAUAUCUUAAUAUAUAUAUUUUUCAUGAA